Lycium ferocissimum is the source of this 2083-nucleotide messenger RNA. RefSeq lists its product as uncharacterized. The record is from RefSeq and is a predicted model, not a curated record. Lineage: Eukaryota; Viridiplantae; Streptophyta; Magnoliopsida; Solanales; Solanaceae. The transcript has 2 exons. The coding region runs from base 1099 to 1869 and encodes 256 amino acids.
AUAUUGACAGUAUAAGAUUCUUCUUCACACUAGUAUAAUUAUCAUGUUGUAGUAGGUUGCAUGUUUAUUUUCUAACUUAUUAAUUAGAUUUAUGGACAGCACCAUCAGAUCAAUUAUAGCAGGUUACCUUUAUAUUUCUGAAUUACCAUAUUGGACUUUCUAUGAAAAUUUACUUAUUUUUGUAAGUGAAGUUAACCUAAUAGUAUUAAAAAAGUAAUCUGUAUACUGACCGGUGCAUAGAAAACUCAAUUUACAGUACAGGAGGAAACGGUAUCAGACGAAUCCUGAAAUUGUUGUACUUUAACUUACUACAAUGUCGGAAAAGUUUUUGGUGGAUAUAUAAAUUCAUUCGCAGAACCAAACCAAUCAUACCUUAAAAUUUUAUUACUACUUGACAUACAAAUUAUGCAACUUGGUUUCACUACUGAACUCAAUCAAACCCAUCCAAAGAACCAGAUAGUGUAUGAGGCGAUUUAAGUUGGGUCAUGGACCAACUCCCAUCAAAAUCAAGUGAUUUGUUUGAAAACAAAGUAUACACCCCAGCAAAAUCUGUAAAUGUCCUCUAGCCUACCCAGGAGCUCCCAGUAAAUUCCUCAUGUUGUUUGUUGGGAACUGGAAAUUAAGGCACAGUACUUCCAAUGGAGCUUUUAAUACAUAAGUACAAAAUCCUUAAAUUCACUCAGUGUCGCUUCUCCUUCAGACAAAAUUGGUAACGUGGUACAUACAAUUUCCACUAAACUGCUACCACGACACUUCAUCCUUCACUAAGCUCAUUGGAUACUAGUCUCUACAUAUAUUCACUAUCUUUAUUUACAUUACAUUCAACUUCUCCAUACAAUACUUGGUUUAAGUGUUGAGCUCUAUGAAACAAAAUACUAUGACUGAGUUAACCAUGCAUAAAGAAACUUAAUCAGUGGUGAAGUCAGAAAUUUUGUUUAGGGGGUUCAAGAUCAAGAGAAUAAUAUUUGACUUUAUAUAAUUUUCUGCGCCACCCAUCGGUGGUGCUCUUAACGUGGUACUUUUUUUUCUUUCUAGUAACAAUAGUAGCAUUUACUACUACUAGCUAGGAUAAUUGAGAGGAAAAUAAAGAAUGCAUGUAUGUGGAUGUCAGUGACGGAAACUAUGAACUCAUUUGGUGGUAAGCUGACAGAUGCUUGCCCAAAAGUCAAGUGCAAAUACAGAAGUUGUGGGAAGAGAAAAGAUUAUUAUGAAGUCACUUCCAGAGAAAAUCAAGCAUUAAACUCCAUAUUUCAGCAAAAGUGGAGAUGGUUUUAUGAACUGGAGAUUGGAGAUCCAUCUAGGAAUGUCAUCGAGAAGAUUUUUCGGGCAGCCUCAACAAAUCCAUCAACGCAACAUCGGACAAUAAAAAAAGUUCUAAGGGUGAACAACACAGUAGAUAUUUCAGAGAAAUUCGAGAAAUACAGAGGGGCUGUGAAGAGAAGGUCCUUUGGGCAGCACCCAAGAAGCACAGUUGAUGGAAAUGAAUUAUUGCAAUUUUAUGUCACAACAAUGACUUGCUGCUAUGGGAAGAGGAAAAUCAUUUCUGACCUCUGCAAAGACCCCAGUUGUUGUGUUUGCAAGCUAAUUCAAACCUGCUUCAGAAAUUCGUGCAAUUCAGAAAAUGGAAUUCAACUAAGCACAAGCAGUGAUGCCCCGUGUGAACACGCGAGUCGCGUCUCCAACACAAAGAAUGUCAAGAGAGCUGUCAUAGUUUGCAGGACAAUAGCCGGCAGAGUAGUAAACAAGGAUGAUAUGAAACUUGAUCAGGAGUAUGAUUCAGUUGCAAGUGGACUUCAUUCCAGGUCACAGUACUUGAUUGUAAAGGAUUCAGAUGCUGUACUCCCAUGCUUCAUCAUAGUUUUAAACUGAACAUAUUCAUGUUGUAUGCUAAGAAGCGGAUUCAGGAUUUAAACUGAAUAUAUUCUUGUUGUAUACUAAGAGCGUAUUCAGGAUUUAAACUGAAUAUAUUCAUGUUGUAUACUAAGAAGCGGAUUCAGGAUUUAAACUGAAUAUAUUCUUGUUGUAUACUAGAAGCGUAUUCAGGAUUUAAACUUGAUUAGUUCAACUUUUAAGGUUUUUAGAA